Messenger RNA from Somion occarium, 1541 nucleotides. The record is from the annotation of a GenBank genome assembly. NCBI's taxonomy places the organism in Eukaryota, Fungi, Basidiomycota, Agaricomycetes, Polyporales, Cerrenaceae.
GACUUUCUCGACUUUCACCGGUUUGAUUCAGACUAUGACUACCACCGAUUUGACUUGUUCUCAACGACUAUGAACAGACUUGCCCCGUUGACAUUAUACACUCCUGGUUUUGCGCAUUAUGGUAUAGCUUGGUCGCCAUUUCAUACGACGAGGCUUGCGGUGGCUAGUGCUGCGAAUUACGGCCUUGUGGGGAACGGUCGGUUACAUAUUGCUUCGAUAGCCUCGUUGCCCGGGGUCCCACCUACGAUUUCACUGGAGAAGUUCUAUGAUACUCAGGAUGGACUAUAUGAUGUAGCUUGGUCCGAAAUCCACGAGAAUCAGCUUGUCACUGCGUCAGGCGAUGGGUCGAUCAAGCUAUGGGAUAUAAUGCUCAAUGACCUGCCCAUCCGAGCCUGGCAAGAACACACUAGGGAAGUGUUCUCCGUAGACUGGUCUAACAUGAACAAGGACUUGUUCAUCUCAUCCUCAUGGGAUGGGACAGUGAAGCUCUGGUCGCCGGAACGUCCGCGGUCGAUAACCACCCUCCAGGCCCAUACCACCUGCGUGUAUCAAGCCCUCUUCUCGCCUCACGAACCCGACGUUAUAGCCACAUGCUCAACGGAUGGUACAGUCAAGAUUUUCGACCUUCGAAUGCCAGCAUACGCCCCGCCUGCUCCAGGUUCCGCUAAUUUCACUAAACCACUCUCAGCUGCGGCUCUCACAGUUCCAGCUUCUGGUACGGAAAUUCUGAGUUUAGACUGGAACAAGUACAAGCGGUACAAUUUGGCUAGUGGUGGCGUAGAUAAGAUGGUGAAAGUGUGGGAUUGCAGGAUGGUGAAGAUUGGACCGGCAGGACAGGAGACUGCGUUCCAAGCCGUAGGAGGUAUCUGUGAAGCUCAGUUUGCUGGACACGAGUAUGCUGUGAGGAAGGUCCAAUGGAGUCCGCAUCGCCCUGACUUGCUGGCGAGCGCGAGUUACGAUAUGAGUUGCCGAGUGUAUGUCUCCGUUUCUCGUUCUUGGCUUCUUUCUUCUUUGCACUCUUCUCUUCUUCUAUUCCCAUACUAUUUGAAGUUAGUUCUGAAAGUAGUUUCUAACCACGAGCUUUUUGAUAGGUGGUCAACCAACCCUACAGCGGCAGGUACGAACUUGGUGUACAUCCACGACCCUCACACGGAAUUCGUAGUCGGAUGUGGAUGGUCACUAUAUGAAGAAGGCGUCUUGGCGACUUGUAGCUGGGACUGCAAAGUAAAUGUUUUCCGGAUAUAGUAGACUAAUUGCCAGCUAUGCCAACGUGUACCUUUAAGACGUUUCCGAACUAAGAAUGUAUCAUCUCUGUGUGUAGGGUUGAGGGUAAGGACUGUUAUUGCUCCUGUCUUGCUGAGACAAGUCAUAUGCCUCAAGAACGUUGCUCAAGCCAUUGAUAUCGUAGGUAGGCAGCUGUCUAUCAUCGUAACAAAUUGACUUGUCCCGAUUCACUGAAAUAUCGGUUGUACCCUAUCUUUUAACGGGCCAAACCCGGCCAAACGUUUCCGUCGGAUGCAAUGACACCCAACAAUGUCUCA